AUGGACUCAAAUGCUGCAGCCCCGACGCUGACAAGGCAGCGCGUCAGCGUGACGGUGCUGUCACUUGCUGCUACGGCUACUCUGGUCUACUUCACCUACCGCAUCUUCAAUCCUGAGCGCGAUCCUGACCGUCACCUGCACCGUAGCAAUGCUGUUCGCCAUCGUCGACGCUCGCUGCCCCAUACUGCCCGCGCCCGCGGCCACGAGAGCCAGCCAUCCGACACCUCUGACACGUCGGCUGAGUCCCGUGCUCUCGACGAGAACGUCGAUCACAACACCGUCCGUCCGCUGAACGAUGGCGAGACCGUUGCCGACGAACAUGGGAUUGAAGAGAACUGGUUCGAUAAUGAAGACAAUCAUUUCGCCCAUCAACAGCAGCGCGCUGGGCAGAACAUCGUCAGUCUGCUCUUUCGCGUUUCCGAGGACAAUGCUCGUCGGAAUGCCUACGUUCACCGUGGCUGUCUCUGCAAUGGAUGUGGUCUUACCCCGAUUCGUGGCAUCCGGUACCGCUGUGCCAACUGCGCCGACUUCGAUCUCUGUGAAACGUGCGAGUCUCAGGGUCUUCAUACCAAAACUCAUGUCUUUUAUAAGAUUCGCAUCCCCGCUCCCCGUCUCGGCUCCCGCUCUCUGCAGCCCGUUUGGUAUCCUGGUGAUCCAGAAAACUGUUUGCGACUUCUGCCCAAGCAUCUGAUGGCCCGGCUAUCGAAGGAGACUGGCUUUGAGCGCCCUGAGCUGGAGGCCCUCUGGGAACAAUGGACUUUCAUGGCAAACACCGAGUGGCGCGAGGACCCGGACGAGCUCUAUUUAGCCAUGGACCGGAAGACCUUUGAACGCUACCUGAUCCCAUCGGGAGGCUCUAGUCAUAUUACGCCCAAUCUGCUUCACGACCGCAUGUUCGCUUUCUACGACGACAACCACGAUGAUCUGAUUGGGUUCUCCGAGUUCCUGAGAGGCACUGCUUAUCGCAAACGGAAGGAUAGACUUCGCAAGAUCUUUGAGGGUUACGACAUUGAUGGUGACGGCUAUGUCAGCCGCAAAGACUUCUUGCGCCUGUUCCGGGCAUACUAUGUCGUUUUCAAGCAGAUGCAUAGGGACGUUUUGGAAGGACUAGCUGACCAAGCAAUGAGCUACAACGAGGUUGAACAACUUGUUACUAGCAGGCAGCCGUUGAGCAGCUUUUUUGGGCGUGAAGGAGGCUUCAACAGUGGCGAUAGUGACCGGCCGCUCGAGGGCAAGGUUACCAUUGGCACCGCGGGAGAUGUCCAUAUUUCUGGAGGUUCCGGGGUCGUGAAAGAGGACUCGCCAGAUACCAUCGAUCGCCAGUCUCUCUUGCUGAGUCUCUUCACUCGACAGCGACAAACUCGCUACACCCACGAGAGUCCUUUCUUGGCUGUUAUAGACGGUUCAAGAGGAGGCGAGAGGUCCGCUAUGGAGUAUCUGCAGAGCCUUUUUAACCCGCCAACGCGGGUGAAUGAACUCCCUGCACUGCUUCUUGGUGAGACACCGUCUGGUCCGGAUGUAUUGAUCAUCAUUAACACUGGAAACGACCAAGGCGCAGAUAACCAGGGCGACCGCGAUGCAGGCAAUGGAAGUGACAAUUCGUCCAGGCGUGGAGAUAACGGCUCCGGAUCCAAUCACCGCGCCAGGUCGUACAGUUCUUCUAGCGCAGAAGACGACGACGACCAUCGCAAGACUGUUAGUUCCCACCGCUCGGCUCGUCGCGCCAGGGUUGAGGCACGCAGGAGGCUGCUUGAGCGCUGGAGAAGACGACAGUUCUAUCUGGAUGAGGAAGAGGGCAUGGGCCCGCCGGAGAACUGGAGCGACAGCGAGGACAUCAUGAAUCGGAUGCACAUGAAUGACGAGUUUGAGGACUCGAAGAGCUCUCAGCCGCCUAUUACCCCUCGUUCUCGAUCUUCUUCCAAGGUGCGGUUCGUCGAAGACACUGACGACUUUGAUAUCCGGUCCAACCCCUCGACUUCUUCGAGAAGCAUCCCAGAGAGGUGGGGUGGCAUGGAGAUUUCCGACGCAGAACGCGAUGUUGGCAAGGAGAUCUUUUACCAAGUCAUGCAGCAAGCGUUCGACGAAAUCCUUGAUGUCCUCUUCAAAGAGAAAGAGGACCUUGCUAUCGAAGCAGCCAAGACGAAGGCUUUGCGGGAUAUGUACAGACCUCAGUUCGAGUCUAUUGAUAUUAAGGAGGAGAAGGAGAGCACCACACCCGAGGAGAAGGACCCGCGUGAGGAGACCCUGGAGGAGUUGCUCGCUAGGACCGGCUACACUAUCGACCCUCCUACACAACAGAGUCAGGACAGCAUUGAUGCACCUCAGGAGGACCACAAUGAGGACGAUGGCGAGUAUAGCGACACAGACGAGCCAACCACUUCCGAAUCCUCGACAGAAAAUGCCCCUUACCGCGAUCCAACCAUGCCUCAAUUCCGGCCCAACUCUGUCUCAGACAUCACGCCCCAGUCUCCCAACAGACACAAGAGUUCCAAGACUCCUGCGAACCCCUCCCGCUCAUCAAAGAAGGUUUCCACAAGCAAAGCCAAUGCAGAAGACUCAAAACAGCCCGCGCUCCCCGAACCCAUCCCUCGCUCCACGCUGGUCUACUGGAAGCGCCUAGACCUUGCCGAGCAGGAAGCGAAGGAGCGUGGUGGCUGGGGAAGGCUAGACUAUGCGGAGUUCGAGAACAUCUACCGCAAGCAGGAGGCGAAGGGAAGCAGGAUGGAUUUCUUAGGCACGUGGAUCGACUUUUGCAUUCCUCAUAAUUAG
This is a messenger RNA of Thermochaetoides thermophila DSM 1495, 2769 nucleotides long. Its product is annotated as putative calcium ion binding protein. The transcript has a single exon. Gene Ontology annotation, molecular function: zinc ion binding; K63-linked polyubiquitin modification-dependent protein binding; calcium ion binding. The record is from RefSeq and is a predicted model, not a curated record. The coding region runs from base 1 to 2769 and encodes 922 amino acids. Gene Ontology annotation, cellular component: aggresome; amphisome. Gene Ontology annotation, biological process: aggrephagy; mitophagy; endosome organization. Lineage: Eukaryota; Fungi; Ascomycota; Sordariomycetes; Sordariales; Chaetomiaceae.